Messenger RNA from Effrenium voratum, 429 nucleotides. NCBI's taxonomy places the organism in Eukaryota, Dinophyceae, Suessiales, Symbiodiniaceae. The record is from the annotation of a GenBank genome assembly.
AUGCUGGUGCUUUUAGAGACAGACUUUGACUACGUGUCGCAUUGGAGCGUGUGCACUGCAGAGGAGGCCUUCCCCACUCUGGGCACCCGCAGCCCUGCAGCGCUGGCCUUCGCCAGCGCGGCGGGGGCUGCGCAGCUGCUGGCAGAGUGGUGGCCCAGCCAAGCCGCGCACUGCCGGGGUGCGCGGCUGUUGCUGGUGCUCAUCGGCGCCAAGGCCCCUUCCCUGGCCAGCCAGGGUGCUCAGGCACUGGCAGAGGGCCUCGUGACUUCUGCUGUGAACUUCGUGGAGCUUCGCACCCCGCAGCAGGCCGCGGUCUACGCCGUGCAGUGCGCCGAGGCGGUGGUGGCCUCGCGGAAGCGCGGCCUGCCGUCGCGCUUCAAGGUGCAUUGUGGCUGCGUUAUCGUGAUUCUAAUGCGGCAGGAGGAUUGA